Messenger RNA from Coniophora puteana RWD-64-598 SS2, 1879 nucleotides. Its product is annotated as V-type ATPase. Bases 81 to 1628 code for a protein of 515 amino acids. Gene Ontology annotation, biological process: proton transmembrane transport; ATP metabolic process. Gene Ontology annotation, molecular function: ATP binding; proton-transporting ATPase activity, rotational mechanism. Lineage: Eukaryota; Fungi; Basidiomycota; Agaricomycetes; Boletales; Coniophoraceae. The transcript is spliced from 10 exons. Gene Ontology annotation, cellular component: proton-transporting V-type ATPase, V1 domain. The record is from RefSeq and is a predicted model, not a curated record.
CGACAGUUGCUACAUUGGACGGCGACUGAUUGAGUGCUGAAGCGCUGAAGCCUGCAGCGUUGACUAAACACCAGACUAUCAUGGUCGUCGAUCCCCGCAUUAGUGAACGAGAGGCUGCUGCCAUCAACGCUGCAGCAGUUACGCGCGAAUUCCGCGUGCAGCCCCAUCUAGACUACCGCACCGUGUCCGCAAUCAAUGGACCCCUCGUGGUUUUGGACAAUGUUAAAUUCCCAUCCUACAACGAGAUCGUGUCGCUCACCCUCCCCGAUGGCUCGAAGCGAGGCGGACAGGUGCUGGAAGUGCAGGGAAAGAAGGCUAUCGUUCAAGUCUUUGAGGGUACAUCUGGCGUGGAUGUGAAGGCGACGCAUGUCGAAUUCACUGGCAGCAGCAUGAAGCUUCCGGUUGCGGAGGACAUGCUUGGCCGGAUUUUCAACGGUUCCGGAAACCCUAUCGAUCAGGGUCCCAAGGUCUUUGCUGAGGAUUAUUUGGACAUUAACGGCUCGCCCAUCAAUCCUUACUCUCGCAUUUACCCUGAGGAGAUGAUUCAGACUGGUAUCUCAACCAUUGACACGAUGAACUCCAUUGCGCGUGGCCAGAAGAUUCCCAUUUUCUCUGCAGCAGGUCUGCCUCAUAACGAGAUAGCUGCCCAGAUCGUGCGUCAAGCUGGCUUGGUCAAGGGUCCGACGAAGGGCGUACAUGACGGACAUGAAGACAAUUUCUCGGUCGUUUUUGCUGCCAUGGGUGUCAACAUGGAGACCGCGCGUUUCUUCAAGGAAGACUUCGAGUCUAACGGCAGUCUCGAUCGUGUGACUCUGUUCCUUAACCUUGCAAACGACCCUACUAUCGAGCGUAUUAUUACGCCUCGCCUUGCGCUUACCACGGCUGAGUAUUAUGCAUACCAGCUUGAGAAGCAUGUCUUGGUCAUUCUGACAGACAUGUCUUCUUACGCAGACGCACUGCGCGAGGUCUCCGCAGCUCGUGAAGAAGUGCCCGGUCGUCGCGGAUAUCCCGGUUACAUGUACACGGACUUGUCCACUAUCUAUGAACGUGCAGGACGUGUCGAAGGCCGGAACGGCUCUAUCACUCAGAUUCCUAUCUUGACCAUGCCUAACGAUGAUAUCACUCACCCGAUUCCAGAUCUUACCGGUUACAUCACCGAAGGUCAGAUCUUCGUUGACCGACAGCUGCACAACAGGCAAAUUUACCCUCCGAUCAACGUGCUCCCCUCACUGUCACGUCUGAUGAAGAGUGCUAUCGGCGAGAAACUUACGAGAAAGGAUCAUGGAGAUGUCUCGAACCAACUGUAUGCCAAGUACGCUAUUGGUAGGGAUGCUGCCGCAAUGAAGGCCGUCGUUGGUGAGGAAGCGCUCUCUGCUGAAGAUAAGCUUGCACUCGAAUUCCUCGACAAAUUCGAGCGUCAAUUCGUCGGACAAGGUCCUUAUGAGUCUCGUACGAUCUUUGAGUCACUCGACCUGGCGUGGUCACUUCUUCGCAUCUUCCCGAAGGAACAAUUGAACCGGAUUAAUCCCGAGAUCAUCGCCGAGUUCUAUGGCCGCAAGCCGACAAAGAAAGCUAGUCCGGAAGAAGAGCAGCAAGGACCCGCCGAGGAGAAACUUAUCGAUGCAUGAACAUUUCAAUAAUGUCCUCUGUAAAGGUCCUACUCAAUUGUAUAUACGCACCCUUCUCAAGUAAUGACACAACCGACGAUUUCUGCCCCUUCAUUCGCACAAUGAUGACACCAUUGUUUUUGCAACGUACAGUCGCUAUGGUGUUGAUGAUGUAUAUUGCCUUCUUGGUCGAGUUAGACUCAAUGGCGUUGAUAGUAUAGGAUCCGCAGUAUUUGCGCCUUCGUAGGACACCUGCUGUAGGAUGAAAGCCC